This is a messenger RNA of Mucor mucedo, 783 nucleotides long. RefSeq lists its product as uncharacterized. NCBI's taxonomy places the organism in Eukaryota, Fungi, Mucoromycota, Mucoromycetes, Mucorales, Mucoraceae. The record is from RefSeq and is a predicted model, not a curated record. The annotation marks the transcript as partial. The transcript has 6 exons.
GAAAGAGCGAUUGGUCUAAGUUAUGUCUUACUCUGGUUUUUGUACCGUAUUCAAAUUACGGGUGGAUAUUCUUGUUUGUACAUGCACCGGUUCAAAAGAGGAGAGCUGAAAACUAUUGUCACUGCCCUGAUUCUAUAUGAGGAAGGCUUUGUUCAAAUCUUGGGUCAUAUCGUUACAAAGCCAGAGUUUCUAUGGACACAGGCAGACAGAGAUUUAAUCACACCCACUGAUUAUAGUCUGUGCAUCGGCUUCUCUUUACAAAUCGGUACUCUAUUGUUGCUGCAGUGCUUUUGGAAAUAUCUUGCUAAACUCGUGGCAAGAGCGACAUUUAUGACCAGCAAAGAGUUCAAGUUUUAUAUCAUCAUGACUAAAUGUAUCCUAGAACUGAUGUUGAUAUCGAUGCUGGGAGGCGUCUCCCACUUUCGUUUUCGAAAGCUGUUGAGUAACAGUCAAUAUCGCAACGAUGCACAGUUUAUCACGCACAAGAUGAAAUACUUUCAGGAUUUGAAUUUGCUACUGUCCGUAGCACUCUUUAUUUUUUCACUGUGUUUCAUCAUUUUGAGUGCAGAUGGAUUGACAGCCAAAAAGACCAUCAACAUGCACAAGUUUGCUGCUGAUUUCUUGAUUUGUAAUAUCAACAUCACUUGUAUUAUUGUAUGGGUCAUUGUUAUCCUCAUCUUUCAUCCUAAAAAGACAGUAGAAGAACACACACGUAUUCCUGAUACUUCCUUCUCCAGUAGCAGUAGCACUGAACAGGAUACCAAAAUACAUCAGUACAAAUAA